UUCAGGCAUCAUUUCUUCCAUUUUUGUCUCAUCUUGUUUUUUUCUGGGCUAUUGGCUCUGUUUUCCAUGGAAUGCUUUGUCAUGGCAGAGAAUGGUGUUGAGAAAAUCAGCAGCAGGAACGGAGAGACCAAAAGCGAGGUCGAAGCUGACCGAGUGGAGAGGUUAGCCAAGUUUCAAGAGAGAGCUUUGGCCCACGCCCUUCAGUUCCCAAAUGUUCGACGAGUAGUAUACAGCACGUGCUCGGUGUAUUCUCGGGAGAAUGAGGAGGUGGUGAAGGCUGUUCUUCCAAUCGCAAGCCAAGAGGGUUUCCAUCUCUCCUCUCCAUUUCCCAACUGGCCCCGCAGGGGCUUGCCUCUUCUCGAAGGAGCGCACCAUCUGCUCAGAACGGAUCCUACCGAUGACCAAAUGGAAGGGUUCUUCGUUGCCCUAUUUGUGAGAGGAGAUGAAGACAAAGGACAUCUUGAUGAGUGCGUGUCACGAGAAGAUGUAGCGUCUGGAAAGUGUGACCAGAUAUCACAAGCGAAGAAGAAGAGAGCACCCGUGGACGACAAGGAGGACGUUGAAGUCAGUGAGGACGACAACAGCGCAAAACCUGAUCCAGGAGAGAAGAAUGGGACAAUAGAGGGACAUGGCGACGAAGCAGCCGUUGACCCUGGGCAAAUGAAGAGCGGAAAGGCGAGAAGAAGAAUGCUGAAGAGGCAAAGGAAGAAACAGAAGCUCAGUGCAGAAGGAAGCACACCCUCGGAAAGGGACAGCACCAGAUGAGACAUGCAAAGGUACCAACAAUUCAGUCUGCUACUCGGUUUGUGCGGUAAUGUUGGGUAGCAAGGAAACUUCAGACUCGUCUGGUCUGCAAAUGACAAGAGCACGUAAAGGGCAAACACGCGUUAGAACCUUUUUACACUGAAUCUUAUCGUCAAAACACUCAAAGAGACAUCCAGUAUAGUCUGAAUUGGUGAAUGCCCUUACGAUACCGUAACCAGGCAAAGUUCUGUUGUUCCGUCUUCUAGAAGAUCGGCACUCCAGACGAACGUCUGAGAAUCCAAUCGGCGGUUUUGAUAUCGCUUUUCUUAAGAAAUGAAUGUGCUUUUCAUCU
Chara braunii is the source of this 1096-nucleotide messenger RNA. NCBI's taxonomy places the organism in Eukaryota, Viridiplantae, Streptophyta, Charophyceae, Charales, Characeae. The record is from the annotation of a GenBank genome assembly.